Molecule: messenger RNA, 2712 nt
Organism: Stylonychia lemnae
Lineage: Eukaryota; Ciliophora; Spirotrichea; Sporadotrichida; Oxytrichidae
Source: the annotation of a GenBank genome assembly
AUGUCAUUUAGAGGAAUAGCAGAAUUUAUUCUGCACUUAGAACAUUUCAGAAAUAUAGACUUAUUCUAGCAAGGCAUGUACUUUUUGAAGUUUCAAAUCUUCAAUGAGGAUGAUGAAAAGGUAAUUUACUCUAAAGAUUAUGAGAGCAGAAACAAAGAUAAAGCUAAUUUCCAUAGAUUGCAAGAGCCAUCUACCUACGAUGAGCAAGCAUGCUAUAUGACAAAGAUAUUCUUUAUUAGAUACGCGGAUGAAAUAGUUUAAAUCAGAGAUAUAAUCAAAUACAGAACAGAAGUGGACGUUAAACCAGGGUAUUUGCAGACUGAGUUCUUUUUAAAAGUGGAGUUAUUUUACUGUUUACCCCCGUAACAUAACUUCCAGUAGAUCGUAAACUCCGCUGAGUUAAUGAAAGAGGAGUUAAGGAACAGUGCAGAUAAGUUUAAACUAGUGUAAACAAAGAUUUAUCAGAUCAAUAAUCUGCUGUCUGGCCUCUCUACUCUUAUUCCAAUCUCUUUUGACAGAGAAUUUACUAGUCUAUGUGUGUCUACUCUCCAUGGUUCAAUUAUCGAUUUUAGGUUUAGAGCUUCUAAUAUGAGAGGGAAAAUUAAAAGUGCUACCGGCCAAGAACAUUAAGAAGGAGACACAUUCAUGGAAAAUGGAAUUCUAGUUGAAUAGAAGUAUCUCGAGCAAGAUUUGUAGAUAUAAAGGAAAAAAGACUGGACUCCAAAUAACAUCGGUGAAUUCUUCUUUUUUGAUGAAUUCGGUUUUCUCUCAAUAACAGACAAAAAAGUAGAGGAAACUUACGCAGAUUAUACAGAAACGCUUUCAUAAAUUUAUCAAAACUUGAAGGAUAACUACUUAAAGUUUAGUUCAAAGUGUCUCAGUAAUCAAGAACAGUUAGAAGUAGAUUUCCCCAGGAUUCCAAAGGAGUUAGAAUAUAAGGGUCUGGACUCUUUCAUUGAGAGUGAAUUGAAAUCCUAAUUUAGAAGACCGCAGAUAGAGAUUAAAAAGGCCUAGCCAAUCAAGAAUUUUAAUUCAGAUGAUCAAUCUAUAAUUGAGGAACAAUCCUAGCUGUUCUCACCUGGCAAUUAGCCUUCAAGGUAUCAGAAUAACCAAGAUCAAGCUAGUAGUUUUAAUGACGAAGAGAGAGCUUGUUUCGGAAGUCCAGGCUCAUCGCAUUAAUAUUAAGAUGGCAUAAACGAGGAAGAAGAGUGUAAGAGACCUUAAAAUUCGAUAACAUUACCAAAGCCAAAUGAAAAAACAAAUAAGCAUUUUAAAUCAAAGUCAUCAAGCAAUAAUGAAUUUUAGAGCACUCUUGAUAGAUUCAAAGAAAAUGAGGAUUUUAUUCUUAGUAUCGAAGGCAGUGGUAGCAACAGCUCUAAAAAUGCAUUUAAAGAUCCAUAUAAAGUUGGCAAUGCCAUUAUAAUGGAGAUUAAUUCUCUGGCUGGACAACUAUUUGAGCUCUCCAAUAAUAUGUCCAAACUGUUAAUGCAUAAGCCAAAGAAAAUAUACAAAGUCCUUCUUGAUGAAUACUAGAAGAAACUUGAAGAUAAAUAUGGUGAAAAUAUACUUAGACAUGUUAUAAAAACGAAAGAUUUUUCCUUCCCAAGCGAAGAUUUUACAGGCUAACUAAACGAUAUUGUUGCUAAGAAGACGCGUUAAAUGAUCUAGAUGCACUAGGAGUUUGCAGGUCCAUCAAAUAUGGAUGUAGAGGAAGUCAAAAUUACAGAGGAGUAGCAAGCUAAUGGAAAGAAAAAGCGCAAGAAGAGAAAUAUGGAGAAAUAUGCUCCUCUAAUAUUUGAGGAGUGCUAUAUUAAGGACAAAAAUUUCGAUAGAAUUUAAAAUACGUUUGAGCUUCAUAAUGAUGAGAAGGUUAAGGAAAAGGUUCAUCCAAAUAAUGCUAAAUAAGCUAGCUAUUCAGGAUAGCAUUUGUUUGUAAUGUGUCACGGCUUCUAGGGUUCAUCCUUUGAUAUGAGAAUAUUCAAGAAUAUCAUAUCAAUAGCUUUACCUGAAUGCUUGUUUUUAUGCUCUAUUGCAAAUGAAUAAGACACUGAAGGAAGCAUACCAGACAUGGGUUAUAGAUUAGCAUAAGAAGUUCACUAAUACAUAAGAGAAAGUUGUCCUGGCAAGAACCUAGCUAGGUUGACUUUUAUUGGGCAUUCUUUAGGAGGGCUGAUAAUUAGGGCGGCACUACCUCAUUUAGAAAAAUUUAAAGAUCAAUUUCAUGGAUACCUUAGUCUAUGUAGUCCUCAUCUUGGUUACAUGUAUAAAUCAAGUAAGCUAUUUAAUGCGGGUCUUUGGGUUCUUAAAAAGUGGAGAAAGUCUCAGUGCCUAUCAUAGUUGAGUAUGACUGAUUCAAAGGAACUUGAAAAAACUACAUUAUUUGAAUUAUCAAAGCUCAAAGGUUUUGAAUGGUUUAAGCAUAUUAUCUUGGUCAGUUCAUUCUAAGAUUAAUAUGCACCUUUUGACUCAGCAAGAAUCUAAAUAUGCUCAGAUGCAGCAAAAGAUAUAGCUAAGGGCAAUAUUUACAUCUAGAUGGUUAAUAAUUUAAUGAGAGAUGUGAAGGCCGAUGUUCUCUAUAGACUGGAUGUGAAUUUCUAAAUUCAAGAGACCAACCUAGACUCUUUAAUUGGAAGAACAGCCCAUAUACUUUUCUUAGAAAAUGAAGAACUGAUGAAGAUGUUUGUCUCUAGAUUUAAGGAUUUCUUCUCAUGA